CUUUUUCUUUCCGCUCCUCCCGUUGCCCAAAGUACUCACAUCUCGUCACUCUCAUCAGAUCGCGAAACCCUCGACGCAAUUGCUGUUCCCGAUCCUUUCCGUCUCGCAAUCCGCAAAAUUCCCUCCUGUUCUUUCCCUCCGAUCCUUUUUUUUUUAAUCUCUCCUUCAGCUUCUGAGCUCGAAUUUCCGACGAGCCGAAUUAGGGUUUCUUAUAUCGGGGGGAUCCGGCCGGCGGAGGGACGCGAGGAGGCUGGAUCUGAAUAUCGUCCGGUUUCCAGAGGUUGGUUGUUGCGUUUGACUCGGUGGGCAUCUCCUUGUCUCAUUCCCGACGGUGGCGGAAUAGGCGGAAAUCUGAAUAGGUGAUUGUGAUCUUCUUCGAGGAAGAAGUGUACCACCUAUUGUUUGAAUAAUCCCUUGGUUUGUGGCAAGAGGUGAAGAUUACCUAAAGAUAUAUGUUAAUUUGCCAUACUGUUCUGCUGAGACAAAGCUUGCAUAAGUUUAUUUGAUUGAAGCUGCUUCAAAUGAGAGUUUUUAUGCAUUCAACAAGAACAUGAUUCCUAUGUCUUCAAAAAAAAAAUCAGAAGAGUAGGAAUCCUCAUUACAAUAGACAUUGAGCUGACAUAGGGAUAUCUUCAAUUGCAUAUCGACGAGUAUAUGACAUUACUAACAUGUGUUUGUGGUGGUUAACUGAUCCAGAGCAUACCAAUGUCAAUGAAUCUCAGAGAGGAAGUAGAUCAGGUUUUGGGCAAAACACGGCUAGAAAUGCAUGCAGGAAUACAGUCUGGUGGACGCUCACCAAAACAAAUUGAUGGUCUGGCAAGCAAUCAGCUGAGAACUGGCUCUGAUGGUGUACGAACUACUGGAUCCUCUCUCCAUUCUCACUCUAAGGGGAAGAGGAAGGAUAGGAUUGAUCAUGGGUUAGAGCCUAUCAAGAGCGAGUGCCCAUCCAAACCAGAUGGUGAUUCUUUUAGUUUUAAAACCGAGAGUAUGGUAAAGUUAGAAAUAGUCAAAAUUACAGAUAAAGGUGGGCUUGUAAGCUCUGAAGGGGUGGAGAAGUUAGUGAAUCUGAUGCAGCUUGAUAAAAUUGAGAAGACAAUGGAUGUAUCUGUACGGACACUAGUUGCUGAUGUCAUCACAGCUACUGAUCGAUAUGAUUGCCUUAUUAGGUUUGUUCAGCUUCGAGGCCUACUGAUUUUGGAUGAAUGGCUUCAGGAGGUUCACAAAUCUAAGACCAGUGAUGGUGUUAGUCCCAAAGAAAGUGAUAAAACAAUUGAAGAACUUCUCUUGUCUCUUCUUCGUGCGCUUGCAAAAUUGCCUGUGAACCUUAAUGCUCUACAGACUUGCAAUAUUGGUAAAUCCGUAAACAAUCUGAGGAGCCAUAAGAACCUUGAGAUACAGAAGAAAGCUAGGGGUCUCAUUGAUACGUGGAAGAAACGGGUUGAUGCAGAAAUGACCAAGAUCAAUGAUACAAAAUUCGUUACAUCAAACCAACCCGUUUGGCAAGUUAAACCAGGUUCUUCAGAUGCUUCUCUUGCAGGGAAUAGGCGCAGUGUUGGAACUGAAGUGGCUACAAAGAAUCAUGUUAGCCAGUUUCCAUCAUCUAAAACACAAUCUUGCAAGCCUGGUCAUUCAGAUGCUACUGUGAAGUCACCUUUAUUGUCACAAGGGUCCUUGAAAGUUGGAUCAGCUUUAGCAAUAUCUUCUGGAGUUGGUUUGAAGGACCCAUCUUGCAAAGCUGCUGCUAACACUGGGAGUACAGACGUACCAUCUGCUUCUGCAAAGGAGGAGAAGAGUAGUAGUUCUAGUCAAUCGCAAAACAAUAGCCAGACUUAUUCAAGUGAUCAUACUAAAACAGCAGGGACGUCACGGAAGGAACAUGCAGGAAGUUCAAGUCCUGGGACUAUAAAUGUUGCUAAGGUUGCUGGUAGUUCUUCACGUCAUCGAAGAUCUGGCAAUGGGAUUUCUGGAACAACUGCUGCUGGGGUGCAGAAGGAAAUUCAUCUAAGUAAAUCUGGUUCUCUCAAUAAGGCUAAAACACUGGAAAAAUCAUCACAAUCAGGUCUAUUGAAUGAAAAGUCAUCUGAUGUGCCUGUUGCAGAGCAUGGAAAUAAGCACAGGCUCAUCGUCAAGCUGCCUAACCCUGUUCGAAGCCCUGAAAGAAGUGCCACUGGGGGUUCAAUUGAGGAUUCCACAGUUGGCAGUGGAGCAUCGUCUCCUGGUGUCUCAGAUAAACAUGAGCAAGGCCAUCGUAAAGUGAAACUAAGGAGUGAGGCUCAUUGGUCUCAUAUUUCCAGAGAUUCCAAUAAAGAGUCACGUCAGAGCAAUGACGUCAAUGAACAGUCAGUCGGAGCAGGAGGUCUCAGAUCACCUGGUGCUGAUGAACCACACCUCAGGAGUGCCAAGGAAAUUGGGAAGGAUUUAGAGUCUGCCAGAGCUACCUGUUCAUCACCUGGUAAUGAAAAGGGAAUAUCCUCUAUUGAACCUAGGACGAGAAGUUCUUUCCGCUCUAUUAAUGCCUUGAUUGAAAGUUGCAUCAGAUAUUCUGAAACUAGUACACCUCUUGCCACUGAAGAUGAUAAUGGAAUGAAUCUUCUUGCUAGUGUGGCAGCUGGAGAAAUCUCCAAAUCUGACUUGAGUUCCCCUAAUAUCUCGCAUGGAACUUCCCCUGCUUUGGAGGAUGUAUCAACAGAGGCCAAACUGAGAUUGCCAAGUGAAGGGGAUGCUAUCCAUAGUCCAAAAUCAAUGCUAACUGAUGGUGAUGUGGCACAGAGGCAUGUUCACUCUAAUGAAGCUGUCGAAACUGAUAUCAACAUGCAAGACAAGAAUGUUUGCUCCAUGUUAAAUAAGGAUGCCCCAUACCCCAAUGAGAUCAUUCUCCCUGGAAAUAGUGAAACUGCUAUCGCCUUACAGGACAAUAACUUGCCAGGCCGUCAAGGUGAACAAUCUCAUACUGCUGUAAGCUCCUAUAAAUCUGAAGACUCUUGCAUUAAUUCAGAGAAACUAAUAGAGGAAGAAAGAGGUGGAACUCUAUCUGAGUCUGAGCCUGCUGAUGUGAUGAAACACAACAACGAAGGAACUUCUCAGUUGGAAAAAAAACCAGUGACAGAUGAAAAGGUCAUGGAUCAGUACACAGAUUGCAAACUUGAAGAAAGAAGCACAUCAGCAGAUAAAAGCAAGCCUGUUGAUUGCACUCAUCCAAACAUAGAUAAUAAUACAUGUCCCUCAGAAGUUGUUACUAGAGAUGAAUGCCAACUUGCAAUUGCUACUUCAGGCAGCGAAGAAUCAGAAAAGUUGGUCGUUGAGGAAACUCAAUCAUGUACUGCACCUAAAGAGGUGGCUGAGGUUGCUACCUCAUAUGACCUGAAGCAACCAACGCGACAAAGUAAAAUAAUUAUUUCAUCUGAUAAGUCGAGGACUAGUGAAUCUGAUAAAAUGGAGAGCAGCGACCCAGAAUUGAAUGGUAAUCAUGAGAACAAUAGUUCAAUUCUACCUGAUGAAUCAGUAAGACAAUCAAUCAGCUCUACUGGCAUUGCUGGAGCUGUUGGGGAUUUGAAGAUGGAGGAGGCUCAAGAAUGUGCUUCUGUUGGAUUAGCCAAUCAGGUAGAUCCAACAAGUUGCAUUCCCCAAGAAAUCGAGCAUAGAUUAAAACUUGAAGGCUCUGUGUUAUCUGCGGCUAUAGAAGGUGUUGAUGAGGAUAUUUCAUCACCUACAGAGACCUCAUUUUCCGUCUUACCUACAGCAGAUUCAGCUAAGCUUGACUUUGAUCUGAAUGAAGGCAUCAUUGGAGAUGAUGGACACCAAGAUGAGGCUUCUCUUUCAGCUGCAACAGUUAAUCCCUCAACAAUUCAUUUGCCAAUUCCAUCGCCUUUUGCAAUUCCCAUAUCAAAUGGUUUACCUGCUCAAAUAACAGUUGCAGCAGCUGCCAAAGGGCCUUUUGUGCCACCUGAAAACUUAUUGAAGAAUAAGGGUGAGGCUGGAUGGAAAGGCUCAGCUGCUACUAGUGCCUUUCGACCAGCAGAACCACGAAAAGUUAUGAAAUUGACCCACAGUAUUUCUGAGACACCAUCAACUAAUUCUGGUGGGAAGCAGUGCCAUACACUACUUGAUUUUGAUCUGAAUGAACCUGAUGAAAGAGUUCUUGAAGACAUGGCUACUACUUGCAGCUCUUCCAAGGCAAGAGGUGCUGAACUGGGGACAGAAAGCAGUCUAGAUGUGCCCAUGCGGGGUUUUGGAGGACUUAAUCUUGAUUUAAAUAGAGUUGAUGAAACAGACGAUGGGCAGUCCUUUGCAAGCACCUCCAGUGGACAGGAUAUUUCACUUUUAGCUGCAGGACCUGCGUUGGCAGAAUUCCCUACUAGGGAAGCAAAUAUGUUGAGGAAUUUUGAUUUGAAUAAUGGACCAGGAUUAGACGAAGUCUCUGCUGAAUCUCUGACCAGGAACCAAAAUAUGAAAACUGCUAGUAGCGUGCCGUUUCUUUUUCCAGUUAGUAGCAUCAGAAUGAACACUAAUGAAUUAGGCAGCGUAUCAUCAUGGUUUCCUCCUGGUAGUUCUUAUCCCGCUGUAGCUAUGCCAUCUUUCUUGUCCAACAGAGAGCAGCUUUACCCAAUUGUUGCAGCUUCAGGAGCUCAGAGAACUAUGGGGCCAGUGACUCCUAGCGGCCCUUUUGGGAGUGAUGUUUUCAGGGGUCCUGUCAUUUCGUCGUCUCUGCCGAUGGGAUUCAAUCCUGCAGCAUUUCCGUAUGGCUUCACCUAUGGUUCUAAUUUUCCGCUUCCGGCAACUUCUUUUUCAGGUGGGCCAACAGCCUUUGCUGAUUCUUCGUCUAGUGUUGCUUCGGGCUUCCCUGCCAUGCCUUCACAACUUGUUGGACCUGCUGGCACUAUUUUAUCCAAUUACCGGAAGCCUCACUUGGCAAGUCUUCCUGAGGGCAGCAACGGUAGUGGAUCUGACAAUUCUCGGAGAUGGAUCACAUCAAGCCUCGACUUAAAUUCAGGCCCAGGGAAUGUAGAUGCAGAAGGCAAAGUCGAGAGAUUCACCUUAGCACCAAGACAACUCUUAAAUGCAACAUCCCAGGGUUUUGCAGAAGAGCAGGUAAGUAUGUAUACAUAUCCUGGUGGGGGUUUGAAGAGGAAGGAACCUGAAGGAAGCCGGGAUACCGAUCGAUCUUCCUACAAGCAACAUUCCUGGCAGUAACCAGAGAUCAAAAAGCAAACCAUCUGUAGCAAUCCGAUGCGUCUAUUGGAAUACACAGAAGCCGAAAGACGCAGACUCUUCUCAGGGAUAAUACGGAAAUCAUGCAGGCUACACCGGCUCGACAUUGGAUAGCCACGGAGGACGGCGACAAUUCCUCGUAUGUGCUUUUUUGUUCUGCAAAUCCUCUGCUGGAGUCACCGCAUCUCAGAUUCCUGCCACAUUAGGAUGUGUUCUAAAUCUAACCAGGUGUGUGCGACCCCUGCCAUAACAUCUUCUGUAUGUGCAAUUUCCGACUGCACCCCAACCUCCGUUGUUACCGCCGUGCUGUAUGUAUUUUCAAUGUUCCAUGAAAUUAUAUUCCAUGUUAACUUAGUUUAUGAUCAGUUUGCAACAGUGAUGAAUGCCCUCUUCAAGCUUUGUCGCAAUGUGAUCGAUCAGUUGCAAAGCUACUUAGUGUCCAUAUCUUCCACUCUCGUGCAGUUUCUUAUCUGUGUCUCAAGAGGUGCGUGUAUGUGAAUGAUUUUAAUAUGUGAUUUUAUUUUUAAUUAAUAUAGA
Zingiber officinale is the source of this 5745-nucleotide messenger RNA. RefSeq lists its product as uncharacterized. The record is from RefSeq and is a predicted model, not a curated record. Bases 706 to 5190 code for a protein of 1494 amino acids. NCBI's taxonomy places the organism in Eukaryota, Viridiplantae, Streptophyta, Magnoliopsida, Zingiberales, Zingiberaceae. Gene Ontology annotation, cellular component: nucleus. The transcript has 4 exons.